Messenger RNA from Durio zibethinus, 2458 nucleotides. The record is from RefSeq and is a predicted model, not a curated record. NCBI's taxonomy places the organism in Eukaryota, Viridiplantae, Streptophyta, Magnoliopsida, Malvales, Malvaceae.
CUCUCAUGCGCCCACUGGCACACCGAAAGCUGUCGAGGCAAGUUUUAAUCAAGAUCCCUGGCGCCAUCCUCAACUUGAUCGAUAAAUCUUAUAGCGUCGAGCUGGCUUGUGGCGAUUUCACCGUGAUUCGUCUCUGGCAGGGUGAAAACAUCGUCGCUGUACUCGCGCGCGUCGCUGACGAAAUCCAGUGGCCGUUAAUGAAAGACGGAGCCACCGUGAAACUUGACGAUUCUCAUUAUUUCUUCUCUCUUCAGUUACCUAAGGAAGCCGAAAACGAUUCGAGUGACAGCGAUGACGAUGAUAAAAAGAGAAAGAAUAAGUCCUCCGGCGACGGAUCUGAUUUGCUUAAUUACGGUUUGACAUUCGCUUCGAAAGGACAAGAAUAUUUGUUGAGAGAAUUAGAUGUUAUAUUGCAAAGUUACAGUUAUUUUACGGUGCAGAGAGUGGCGGAGAAAGGGGAGGAGGUGUUGGAUGGGGCGGUGUUUGCGGCGAAGGAAAUGUCGCCGGCGGAUUUAAAGUCAGAGACCAUGAAAGAGGUGAUGGAAGGGAAAUGUGCGGCAUAUUGGACCACGCUGGCGCCUAAUGUGGAGGAUUAUAGCGGGAGAGCGGCUAAGACGGUUGCGGCAGGCUCAGGGCAUUUGAUCAAGGGGAUAUUGUGGUGUGGAGAUGUGACAGUGGAUAGAUUGAAGAGAGGGAAUGAGGUAUUGAAGAAGAGAAUGAGUCCGGCUGAAAAGAAUGCGGAGGUUAGUCCAGAGACAUUGAAGAGAAUCAAGAGGGUUAAGAAGGUGACAAAAAUGACACAGAAAGUGGCGAACGGGGUUCUCUCUGGGGUUGUGAAAGUUUCUGGAGUUGUUAUGAGCUCAGUUGCAAACUCAAAAGCGGAUAGAAUAUGUGAUGCCGUUGAAGUAGCUGGGAAAAAUGUAAUGUCAACAUCAUCCACCGUGACAACUGAACUUGUUAACCAAAGGUAUGGAGAAAAAGCGGCUGAGGCCACAAAUGAAGGGCUUGGUGCUGCAGGGCAUGCUGUGGGGACAGCAUGGGCUGCAUUUAAAAUCCGGCAGGCACUAAACCCCAAAAGUGUUUUAAAACCUAGCAAGCUAGCCAAGGCGGUUGCUAAGGCUGCAGCUGCAGAGGCAAAGGGAAAGAGCUCAAACUGAUUGCUUUCAAAUACCUGUUCUUCAAAUUUGUGAUUUAAAGAUAUCUGUCUAUAACCCUUAUGUUCCCAAAGCUACAUAAAUCAUCAAGAUAUUUGUUGUUUGGUAUGAUAUUUCUACCCUACAUGUAAAAAUACUGUUUUUAACUGACUAUUCCUUUAUUCUUUUCAGUUGUACAUUUUUUAUCAUUAGUGGCAAUAAUUAGAAGGCUUUAAUUUGGUUAUGGUGCUGAUAAUUAUGAAAAUUAGAAUCAGCAGCUUCACCCUUCACGCCCGUGACUUGCUUGAGCGUGUUAGUUUGAAGUUGAACCCUAUUUGUUAGGAUCUGCUGGACAUUAUCUGCACAACUAGAUCAAAAUUGUCUUCAUCAACUUGUUAUAGUUUUUUUUUUUUCUUGAUUAUUUCACAUUAAUUUGAACUGAUCAAGUCAGUGUAAGCUUUUUGUUGCUAAUAUCAGUGGCAAAUGGCGAUAACAUUUCCUCAUGUGGAGGUUCCACUUCUGGUAGUGGAGGAAUUAUAAACUCUUAAAUAAUAGAUUAUACUGGUUCUCUGUCGAUUUCUUUUUCAAUCCCCUGCCUGCAAAUGGGUUAAACAGCAUUAUCUUCGUAGGUUUCACCCAACCUUUUCGCUGGGGUUUGUAUGUACGCGACAAAUAUACGCGCUUCAGUUAGGUAAGGAUUCGCCCAGUUUUUCUUUUUUUUCCAAAAAAAUUAGUUGAGUUGGUAAGAUUUAAAUUUUGAUUUUAAAAAACUUCGAUUGGAAUUUUACUGUCGGGAAUUAUUUUUGAUAAAUUAUUUGUAUAUUCAAUAUACAUUUAAAAAAAAGCUAUAGUCUAUCAUGAUCAAGGAUUGAAGAAGCUUACCUUCAUCCCAAACAUUUUUUCAUUGUUGCAUCACUCAAAAUAGAUACCAUUUACUACAGAAUACUCGUCCUGCUUUGUUCUGAUUCUUAAUCAAAUCCCCUGGAGACCAUAUAUUAGAAUUAGUUGGGCUUAUCACCUGGCUCUCAACUCUCAUCACCAGCUUCUGGACCCCAAUGCAUCAGGGGCCACAUCCACCUACCCAAUUUAAAUGGUGGUCCCCCAAAAUCCUUUCAAAGCUAGCCAUGUGCAAACCACGUUCGGCCAUUUGGGAUACACCACGUCUGCUCUAUGACAUCUAGCAACUAGCACGUAGCAUGACUAUAAUAUAUAUAGCUUUUUUUGUGAUGGGGCCGUCAACGAGGAAGGUAUUGGAAUGUGAAUUUGUUAAUGAUUUGUAUGUUGGAUUGGUGUCCGCUUUAAAUCUAUGCCACUGGCUCUCAAUG